UAACUCCAUUCCUCCACUCCUUUACUCCCUCCUCAACAUCCCAGCAAACACCCAAUCAACAAGCCCCACCCCAUCUGAUUACUUGCCAAAGGCCAUUCCUGUUUCGACCUCCCCCACGCAGCAAACUACACUAAAAACACCCACUUUCUUUGGCCUUUCUCCCCUCUCAAAUCUCCUCAUCUUUUCUUCUUUUCCAUCCUUUGUUGCGCCUCACACUCCUUUUCUCUUGACUAAUUAGCCUAGAUUUCAGGAGGCAGGGAACAAAAUGAUUCAAGAGUUGUUGGGUGGUGUGGUGGAGGAGCGGAAGAUCUCCAUCCCGGGAAGCCUUCUAAUCGAUCCAUCCUCUUCCUCAACUUCCCUUUCCUCCACCUCCCUAUCUUCUGCCUCAUCCUCGCCUUCGGCCACCUCGGAGCCACAUCAGAACCUGAGGUGCCCCCGGUGCGACUCCUCCAACACCAAAUUCUGCUACUACAACAACUACAACCUCACCCAGCCCCGCCACUUCUGCAAGACCUGCCGCCGCUACUGGACCAAGGGCGGCGCUCUCCGCAAUGUUCCCAUCGGCGGUGGAUGCCGCAAGGCCAAGGCUGCCCCAGUUAUCGCAGCUGGGGCCAGCAAGUCAGGUGCCACCAAGGCGAAGCCUUCAUCACCUGAUCUCUUGGCAAGGUCAGGCAUCAGCGGAGGGCUUGAGCAUGAGCUCCCGUCGAGCCCGUUAUUCUGGGCUUCGCCGCAUACUUCACACUUGAUGGCCUUGCUCAGGGCCACCACCGUCCACAACCCUAACCCUAACCCCCAUUCAAGCUCCACACUCAGUUCUGUAAGAAAUAAGGAGGAUGGGGCCAUGAUGGGCACACACAUGGCGGCCGACACGGUUGGUCAUGCAUUAAACUCACAAGGCCUGAGCUUGGACCCUUUAGGUCAGCUCCCAGUAGCGCCUUGUGGUUCCUUGUGGAGGAAUGGCAACCAGUAUGCAUAUCAGCAACAGCCGCAGACGCAGCCGCUGCAACAGCAUAGCAACAUGUUGUUGGGCGAAGUACCGAGCUCCGGAAUCCAAGAGCUGUACCAAAGGUUCAAAUCAUCCGCAAAUUACUGCAAUGACCAGCUGCAGGCGGUCAUGAGCAAUGUGGGUUGUUUGGAUUCUUCUUGUUCUUCAGCUACUACUGCUAUGACAACAGCGACAACGACUGUGGGCACUGGUACUGCCACUUCGAUCAUGGAGCCGAUCCCCCUCUCAGGAGGUGAAUUCACUUACUGGAACCCAGCACUUACUUGGUCUGAUCUGCCCACAACUAAUGGUGCAUUUCCCUAAGGAUGCUUCUUCUCAUACCUAAGUUAGAUUAGUGGCUUUUGUUCGUGGGGUUGUUUUGACAUUUGUGUUAUGAGUUAUAAACGCCGAGAGUAGUAGCAGAAUAUUUUGUUGUUGGUUGUGUUUUUCAGUGGUUUUAUGUGUGUUUUCGUUUGUGGAAAUGUACUGGUUAUCAAGAUCAUGAACGAAGUUAAAGAUAGUGUUUUCCUUUCACUCUCCUUUUUA
Messenger RNA from Phoenix dactylifera (date palm), 1531 nucleotides. RefSeq lists its product as uncharacterized. Gene Ontology annotation, biological process: regulation of DNA-templated transcription. Gene Ontology annotation, molecular function: DNA-binding transcription factor activity; DNA binding. Lineage: Eukaryota; Viridiplantae; Streptophyta; Magnoliopsida; Arecales; Arecaceae. The record is from RefSeq and is a predicted model, not a curated record.